Syngnathus typhle (broad-nosed pipefish) is the source of this 998-nucleotide messenger RNA. RefSeq names its product lectin-like. The transcript is spliced from 6 exons. Lineage: Eukaryota; Metazoa; Chordata; Actinopteri; Syngnathiformes; Syngnathidae. The annotation marks the transcript as partial. The record is from RefSeq and is a predicted model, not a curated record. Gene Ontology annotation, molecular function: signaling receptor activity.
CUGGCCUUUCGCCUGCAAACCUUGUUCCUCCUCUGCGGCCUCGCCGGACUCUGGUCCGGAGCUUGGCCCAAAGCCGUGGAGAAAGUAAAAGGCAACGGGUGCCCCAAAGACUGGACUUGCUUGGAGUGCAACUGUUACAUCUACCAGGACGAGGCCAGGAGCUUUGCAGAUGCCGAGAGCGUCUGCAACAUUCUGGGUGGGAACCUGGUGUCCAUCCACAACGCCCUGGAGAAUUUUUUCGUUCAUGAACUGAUUCUAGCAAACACCAGCCCGAACGACACCUGGAUUGGACUCCAUGAUGCCAUUAAUGAAGACAACAACUUCAUUUGGACCGACGGCACACCGGAAGAUUUCCUAGCUUUCACCAGCUGGGAGCCCGACAGCACCGGCAACUGCAUCCAGAUCAAUCAAAGCGAUGGAUGUUGGGAGGACAUGGUCUGCACGGAUGAGUUUCCGUACGUUUGCAUAAGAGAGACAUCCGUGUGGUGAGCGCUGGCGGCCCCACCUCGCAGGCUUCGCCUCACCUCGGCGCUGCCCGAGAGCAAACGUUAGCAGUGUCUUUGAUUUUCCAGCUUGGCUUCUUUUCUCUUUCAUUUUGUUUCCCCCAAAAAGUACAGCUAAAAGCAACUUUCUAAUAAAACAAGGGACCUGUCUGCAUUCAAAUGGGAACGUUUGUGUAUUACCGUAGAUUUAGACUAUAAGACGUGACUUUUUUCUCAAAUUUUGAACUCUUCGGUUUAUAGUCCGGUGCGGUUUAUAUGGGAUUUUUUCCGUAGUUUUUGUGAUGACUUGAUCACUUUUAUACACUCGUAAAAAGGCUGUGGACCGCUGUUGUGCGGCACCGCUUUGCUGGGCAGAGGGAUAUAUGACACGGUCACUGGGGAGAAAAGUGGUGUGUUGAUUGCAUGUCCAUCCGGCAGGCAAAUAGUGCCGUAUAAUUCACACAAAGAAGAGACCGAACAAGAUCAAGACAGACAUUAGUGAAAGGAAGCUUUAAC